AUGGCGGUUGACGCCGUUCCAAGAUUUUUGCUCCCGAGACUCAGCUGGACUGGUCCUGCGACAGCUUCUCAGGCCCUGAGACCCCUCUCGGGAUCGGGAUGCCAUCCGAGCUCUCGCCGACAGCUGCAUAGCCAGCCGAAUGCCCUUCACGGUGCAACCCGAUCCCCGCGAUGCCGCUCCAGCAACACCGCCAGCAACACUCCCUCAAUCCUCGAGAACCCUGCUCUUAGGAGAUCCUUCCAUGCGACACCUGCGAGGCAACGUGACCACCACUUCGACACCCUGAAGUUUGUGCAGCGGCUCAAGUCCGAUGGUUUCACGGAAGAGCAAGCCGAGGCCAUGAUGAAGGUCCUCAACGAUGUAAUCCAGGAGAGUAUACAGAACCUCACCCGAACGAUGGUCCUCCGCGAAGACGCCGCCAAGGCCACCUACACCCAGAAGGUCGACUUCGCCAAGCUGCGCUCCGAACUCCUGUCUGCUGAUAGCACCGAGUCGAACACCACCCGCGCAUCGCAUGAGCGCCUGUCCAACGAUAUCGCGAAGCUGAGCUCGCGCCUGCGCGACGAGAUCGGGCGCACCCAGGCUAGCGUCCGCCUCGACCUCAACCUGGAGAAGGGCCGCAUCCGUGAGGAGGCUGUCGGGCAGGAACUCAAGAUCAAGGAGACGGAGACCAAGAUCGAGCAAGAGGUGGCGGCGCUGAGGGAGAAGCUGGAGCAGGUCAAGUUCCAGACGCUGCAGUGGUUGAUGGGUGUUUGCACUGGUUUCGCGGCGCUGUUGCUCGGUGCUUGGAGAUUGCUCAUGUAA
Messenger RNA from Colletotrichum siamense, 804 nucleotides. Its product is annotated as Protein FMP32. Gene Ontology annotation, cellular component: mitochondrion. Bases 1 to 804 code for a protein of 267 amino acids. The record is from RefSeq and is a predicted model, not a curated record. The transcript is spliced from 2 exons. Lineage: Eukaryota; Fungi; Ascomycota; Sordariomycetes; Glomerellales; Glomerellaceae.